AUGCCGGAAUUCGUUCUGGUCACGGGCGCAACUGGCUUCAUCGGCGCCCACAUAGUGGACGCGCUCCUCGCUCGAGGCCUGCGCGUGCGGGGUGCAACGCGUUCAUUAGGAAAAGGCGAUGCUAUGGUGAAGAUGCGCUUGAAAUAUAAAGGGAAGCUCGAAUUUGUUCAAAUUGACGAUUUUGAAAACCCUGGGGGUCUGGUGGAAGCCGUCAGGGGCGUUGACGGGGUGAUUCACGCUGCUAGUCCAUUUACCUACAACACAACAAACAACGAGCGAGAGCUCGUUGUCCCUGCCAUCAACGGUGUACGUGCAGUUCUCAAUGCUGCUAGCACCAACCCACAGAUAACUCGCAUCGUCCUUACUUCUUCUUUUGCGUCCAUUCUCGACAUAAAUCGAACGGAUCUGCCCUACUUCACCUACACCGGGGCGGACUGGAAUCCCCUCACAUACGAAGAAUCAGUCGAUCCAGCAACAAGCGCCGUCAUCGCCUAUCGCGGCUCGAAGAAGUUCGCAGAGCUCGAGGCCUGGAAAUAUAUCAAAGAACACAACCCAAAUUUUGACAUCGUCGCCCUGUGCCCGCCAAUGACCUUCGGACCGGUAGUCCACCCUGUCUCCAACGUGAAGAAUCUCAACGAAUCCAACGCUAUGCUGUGGAAGAUUGCCGAGGGAGCGAAACCUCUUCCUGUUUCGCGAGUCCCGUUCUGGAUUGACGUCCGCGACCUUGCUACUGCACAUGUGGAAUCACUCCUUCGAAGUGAGGUAGGCGGCAAACGAUAUGUCCCAUCCUCUCCAGAGCGAUUUUCCUAUGGACUGGCUGCAAAGAUCAUGACGGAGGAGUUUCCGCAUUUGAACGAUAAGGUGUCACAAGAGGAACAAAUAAUUGACGAGUCAUACGGCUUGGAUGGACAAACUGUUGCUAAGGAAUUGGGAUAUGAGUAUCACUCUUUCCGGGAUACGGUGAAGGACCUUGUAGCGCAAGCCAUUGCACUAAGCAAAGUAUCCUCUUAG
Messenger RNA from Penicillium riverlandense, 1011 nucleotides. Its product is annotated as SDR family oxidoreductase. The transcript has 2 exons. The coding region runs from base 1 to 1011 and encodes 336 amino acids. The record is from RefSeq and is a predicted model, not a curated record. Gene Ontology annotation, molecular function: oxidoreductase activity, acting on the CH-OH group of donors, NAD or NADP as acceptor. Lineage: Eukaryota; Fungi; Ascomycota; Eurotiomycetes; Eurotiales; Aspergillaceae.